Molecule: messenger RNA, 969 nt
Organism: Sorex araneus (European shrew)
Lineage: Eukaryota; Metazoa; Chordata; Mammalia; Eulipotyphla; Soricidae
Product: olfactory receptor 7A17-like
Exons: 1
Coding region: 1-969 (322 amino acids)
Biological process (GO): G protein-coupled receptor signaling pathway
Cellular component (GO): membrane
Molecular function (GO): G protein-coupled receptor activity; olfactory receptor activity
Source: RefSeq, a predicted model, not a curated record
AUGAGACCAGCAAACCUCACGAGAGUUUCAGAUUUUCUUCUUUUAGGAUUUUCUGAGGAGCCAGAGCUGCAGCCCCUCAUCUUUGGGCUCUUCCUGUCCAUGUACCUGGUCACCGUGCUGGGGAACCUGCUCAUCAUCCUGGCCACCAUCUCCGACGCCCGCCUCCACACGCCCAUGUACUUCUUCAUCUCCCACCUGUCCUUCAUUGACAUCUGCUUCACCUCCACCACCGUCCCCAAGAUGCUGGUGAACCUCCGGACGGAGAGCAAGACCAUUACCUACGAGGGCUGCCUCACCCAGAUGUAUUUCUUCGUUCUCUUUGGAGUGUUGGACAUCUUCCUCCUGGCGCUGAUGUCUUACGACCGCUUCGUGGCCAUCUGCCACCCCCUGCACUACAUGGUCAUCAUGAACCCUCAACUCUGUGCGCUGCUGGUGUUGGUGUGCUGGGUCAUUAGUGAAUUAAACUCCUUGCUACAGUGCUUAAUGGUCCUGCACCUGACCUUCUGCCCGGAGAUCCCCAUCCCCCACUUCUUCUGCGAUCUCAAUCAGCUGGUUCAACUGGCCUGUUCAGACAACUUCAUCCCUACCUUGGUGCUUUAUUUGCUGUCGGCUCUGCUGGCGGGCGGUCCCCUGGCUGGCAUCCUUUACUCCUACUCCAAGAUCAUCGCCUCCAUCCGGAGAAUCUCCUCCGCUCAGGGCAAGUAUAAGGCGUUUUCCACCUGCGCUUCUCACCUCUCCGUCGUCUCCUUAUUUUUCUGCACCGCCCUGGGAGUGUACAUGAGCUCCGCUCUCCCGCAUAACUCACACACGAGCUCCAUCGUCUCGGUGAUGUACACGGUGGUCACCCCCAUGCUGAACCCCUUCAUCUACAGCCUCAGGAACAGAGACAUCAAGGGCGCUCUGAGAAGACUUUUUGCGAUGAUGGUUCUGAAAAGACCCUUCGUCCUGGGCCUGAAGUUGUGCUCAUGA